AUGAAGUUUGAUUUCUCCAUCCUCGCCGCUGCCACCGCCCUCGUCGGCUCGGCCACCGCAGCACCUCAAAACAACAACAACAAUGGUAACAACAACUGGCAGAGCUACGCUUCACAAGCAAGUUCUUACUGGGCAUCAGCCAACCCCACCGCCACAGGUGAUUGGUCGUCGUGGGCCAAUGCUGCCUCGUCGUACUGGAACAGCGUCAGCCCCAGUGCCGCUCCAUCGCAGUGGUCUUCCUACGCGUCGGCCGCAUCCUCAUACUGGGCUUCCAACAGCGCUAGCAUGGUCACUGCCGCCCCCAGUGCUUUCCCUUGGGCCGGCGGCUUCGGUCCUGGCGGCCAUGGCGGUCCUGGUGGCUGGAGAGGUGGCAAUGGAUACGGUCCUUUCGGGGGCGUCAAUGGCAACGGCACAAACGCCGGCUGGGGUCCAUGGGGCUCAAGCGGUGCAUGGACUUCCGGCCCUUGGACUUCGUGGUGGGGAGGAAGCAACUGCCCUGACAGCACCUGGUCUGGCUGGACUUCAGGCCCUUGGGGCACAAACGCACCCUGGACUUCAUGGUCGGGCUGCAAGGCUUCCACUACUGCUACCUCUACCAUCACCACCACUGUCUCGGGCACACCUACCACUUCUCUCGCAUAUGGAAUCCAGGUGAACGCCGCCACUCAGGCUUCCACUGGUUCUGGAUCGGGUACCGCGGCCUCGGCUUCGGCGACCAAGACUGGUGCUGCUGCCAAUGUUGGUGUUUCUGGCGCCGGUGUCGGUAUCGCAGCUGGUGCUGUUGCUUUGUUGAUGCUGUAA
Molecule: messenger RNA, 801 nt
Organism: Aureobasidium uvarum
Lineage: Eukaryota; Fungi; Ascomycota; Dothideomycetes; Dothideales; Saccotheciaceae
Source: the annotation of a GenBank genome assembly